Messenger RNA from Apaloderma vittatum (bar-tailed trogon), 771 nucleotides. It is a transcript of the gene GMDS, whose product is annotated as GDP-mannose 4,6-dehydratase. Gene Ontology annotation, biological process: GDP-mannose metabolic process. The transcript has 7 exons. Gene Ontology annotation, molecular function: GDP-mannose 4,6-dehydratase activity. The annotation marks the transcript as partial. The record is from RefSeq and is a predicted model, not a curated record. Lineage: Eukaryota; Metazoa; Chordata; Aves; Trogoniformes; Trogonidae.
AUUUCUUUCGACCUAGCAGAAUAUACUGCUGACGUUGAUGGAGUUGGCACUUUACGGCUCCUAGAUGCUAUUAAGACCUGUGGCCUUAUCAACUCUGUGAAGUUCUACCAAGCCUCCACCAGUGAACUUUUUGGAAAAGUGCAAGAAAUCCCACAAAAGGAGACCACCCCUUUUUACCCAAGAUCGCCUUACGGGGCAGCAAAGCUGUAUGCCUACUGGAUUGUGGUGAACUUCAGAGAAGCCUACAAUCUCUUUGCUGUGAAUGGCAUCCUCUUCAAUCAUGAAAGCCCCAGGAGAGGGGCUAACUUCGUUACUCGAAAGAUCAGCCGAUCGGUAGCAAAGAUUCACCUCGGGCAGCUGGAUUGUUUCAGCCUGGGCAAUCUGGAUGCUAAGAGAGACUGGGGCCAUGCCAGGGACUACGUUGAGGCCAUGUGGCUGAUGUUGCAAACGGAUGAGCCCGAGGACUUUGUCAUAGCCACUGGGGAGGUCCAUAGCGUCCGUGAAUUUGUGGAGAAGUCAUUUAAACACAUUGGGAAGACCAUCGUGUGGGAAGGGAAGAAUGAAAAUGAAGUAGGACGAUGCAAAGAGACUGGCAAGAUUCAUGUGACCGUCAAUCACAAGUACUACAGACCAACUGAAGUGGAUUUUCUGCAAGGAGACUGCACCAAAGCCAGACAAAAGCUGAACUGGAAGCCAAGAGUCACGUUUGAUCUGGUGAGGGAGAUGGUGGACGCUGACGUGGAGCUCAUGAGGAACAACCCCAAUGCUUGA